UGGCCAGAAGUUUCAGUGUAGUCAGUGGGCUUUCAAACUUCAUCAUGAUGGAGGCCAACCAGGAAACUUCCCUCUUCUUGAUGAAGAUCUUGGAGGAACUGGACAGCAAGCAAAAUACCGUUUCUUACCAGGACCUGUGCAAAUCACUAUGUGCUCGCUUUGAUCUGUCACAGCUCGCCAAGCUAAGAAGUGUGCUCUUCUACACGGCUUGUCUGGAUCCCAAUUUUCCAGCCACAUUAUUCAAAGACAAGAUGAAGUGCACCGUGAAUAACCAGCAAUCAAAGAAAAUCAUGGUGGCGGCGGAUAUCGUGACAAUCUUCAAUCUGAUCCAAAUGAAUGGGGGGGCUGCCAAGGAGAAGCUGCCUAUGGGCCAGAAGGGGCGCAAGAAGGAGGCAUCCUUUGAGUCCUGCAGGUCAGACACGGAGAUCUGCAAUGCCGAGUGUGAGCCCCUGAACUGUGAGCUGAGUGACAGGCCCUUCAGCCGGGGCUACCCCACCAGGCAGUCAUCCAAGUGCAGGAAGAUGGACUGCAAGGAAUGCCCACAGUUUGUCCCCGCCUCUGAGCCCAACUUCUUGUUGGGGGUCAGCAAAGAAGGAAAAAAUCGAGCUGCUUCCCUGGACAGGCUGCAGGCCCUGUCCCCAUACUCGGUGGCCAGCCCUCAGCCCUGUGAGAUGCAGAGGACGUACUUCCCCAUGAACAUUGAGAAUGAGUCCAUUUCGGAUCAGGACUCCCUGCCUAUCAGCCAGGGCAUCAAAGAAACCUUCAUCUCUAAUGAGGAGCCCUUCAUGGUUCAGUCCUGUGUUCAGAAAAGGAACAUCUUCAAAGAGGACUUUCACAAUCUCAUGGCUGUAUCCCCCAGUUUGGUUGGCCCCACCAAAAAAGCAGAAGGUGAGCGUGGGGAGCCCCAGAGCCGAAAGGAGCCCCAUAAGCCACCCUUCUUCAAUCACAGCUUUGAGAUGCCUUAUCACAGCCAGUACCUGAACCCUGUGUAUUCCCCUGUUCCCGACAAAAGGCGGGUGAAACAUGAAAGCUUGGAUGACCUCCAAGCCUCGACCUAUUUUGGACCCACUCCAGUGAUGGGAACCCAGGAUGCCAGGCGCUGUCCAGGGAGGCCCAGUAAACAGACCCCAUGGCCAGCCAAAAGCUGGAGCCUAAACACUGAGGAAGUCCCUGACUUUGAACGUUCAUUUUUCAAUAGAAAUCCCUCCGAGGAGAAGCUACGCUACCCAAAUUCUGGCAGCCAGACCCCCAAUUUCUCAGCCCCAGACAGGCGCCCAACUUACCUGGUGCCAAAGGAUCAACAGCCAAUUCUCCCUGUUGGCUAUGCAGCGAAACCAAAUGGGCUCAAAUCUAAAGAGAUUCCAUCCCCUGUUGACCUGGAGAAGCACGACGCUGUGAAGAAGUUUAAAGACAAGAGCAUCAGCUGCACCAGCGGACAACUCAGCUCAGACACUAGCAGCGUUGGUACCCAGACUGAGCAGCAUGUGCUUGAGUCCAAGAAAUGCAAAGACUUGUGCGCCUCCGGUCAGGGCAAGUACAGCGACAGGCAUGCCAUGAAGCACUCAGAUGACGAUUCGGAAAUCAUCAGCGAUGACAUCAGUGACAUUUUCCGAUUUCUUGAUGACAUGAGCAUCAGUGGUUCUACGGGAGUGAUACAGUCAUCCUGCUAUAACAGCACUGGCUCCUUGUCUCAGCUUCAUAAGUCGGACUGUGACAGCUCCCCAGAGCACAACCUCACCAAAAUCACCAAUGGGGUCCCCAACAGCAAGGGAGACAAGGGGAACCGGCCUGAAAACAUCCACCACUCGGAAGAAGAGUUGAAGACCAGUGUGUGCAAACUGGUGCUCAGGAUUGGUGAAAUUGAACGGAAGCUCGAGUCACUUUCAGGUGUCCGGGAGGAAAUCUCCCAGGUCCUGGGCAAACUAAAUAAACUGAAUCAGAAGCUACAGCAGCCAGAGAAGGUGACCGUGCCUAUGGAUCUGAACUCCUUGACCAGUGAGGCCCCAUCUGAUGACAGUGCCUCUCCGCGGGUGUUCCGUGCACACAAUGGCUCCCAUGGACCCAAGCUGGAAACCAACCCUGACUGGUGCUGCUCUGAUGCCAGUGGAAGCAACAGCGAAAGCCUGCGUGUCAAGGCCCUAAAAAAAAGCCUCUUCACCAGGCCGUCCUCUAGGUCCCUGACCGAGGAGAACAGCGCCACCGAGUCCAAAAUUGCCAGCAUCUCUAACUCGCCCAGAGACUGGCGAACCAUCACUUACACCAACCGCAUGAGUCUGAAUGAGGAGGAGAUAAAAGAUGCAGGCCCGGGUGGUAACAAAGACUGGCAUCGGAAAUCCAAAGAGGCAGACAGGCAGUAUGAUGUUCCCCCGCAGCACCGACUGCCCAAGCCGCCCAAAGAUGGUUUCCUGGUGGAGCAGGUGUUCAGCCCUCACCCCUACCCCACUUCCCUCAAGGCCCACCUGAAGAGCAACCCGCUGUACACGGACAUGCGGCUGACCGAGCUGGCCGAGGUGAAGCGGGGCCAGCCCUCUUGGACCAUUGAGGAAUAUGCAAGGAACACUGGUGACAAGGGCAAGCUGACAGCCCUGGACCUGCAGACACAAGAAUCUCUAAAUCCUAACAACUUAGAAUAUUGGAUGGAAGAUAUUUACACGCCAGGCUACGAUUCAUUACUAAAACGGAAAGAGGCCGAAUUCAGACGAGCCAAGGUCUGCAAGAUAGCUGCUCUGAUCACCGCUGCUGCGUGUACAGUCAUUCUUGUCAUUGUCGUGCCCAUCUGCACAAUGAAAUCAUGAGCCUGUGGACACAGCAUCCUGUGCAGCUUAUGACUGCUGUCUUCUGUAUUUCAGAAGCUGGCAGCAGUGUUGCCCACAGUUUGAUGAAACAGAGACAAAUCACAGAGGCUUUUCUGCAGAUGCUGAAGGUGGUCGUCAGAGAGUAUGAACUCUAGAGAGAAAUCUACCUACCUGUUAGCCUAGACUUAAUUACACUCUGAUGCAUUUUUAGAAGUGAAAUAUCUUUUCCUACUGAAAGAAUGUAAUGGGCUAUCAGAAAAUA
Castor canadensis (American beaver) is the source of this 3057-nucleotide messenger RNA. The record is from RefSeq and is a predicted model, not a curated record. NCBI's taxonomy places the organism in Eukaryota, Metazoa, Chordata, Mammalia, Rodentia, Castoridae.